GCCGCCGCCGCCGCUGCCGGAGGCAGAUCGGAGAUAUAAAAGACCUGGCCGGGCGCCGGCUGUGGCCUCAGUCCGUGUGGGCGCUCACGCCGUGGGGAGAAGGGGGCAGAGCGGCGGGGGUCGCGGAGGCAGCGCGGGGCUGGCCGUGGGCAACCCCAAUGCGUGGACUAUCCGCUGCUGCAUUAUGCUGGAGCUACGGUUCCGCUGAAGGGAGUCUGCAUAGGGCCGGCUGGGCUGGACUGCAGCGCUGCCGUUCCUUAUGAAGAAGGCACAAAAUUGGAUUAUCACUUGCUUUUGUCUUCAACUACUCCUACUUAAUCCUCUUGUCAAAGCCCAAAGUUCCUGCGGGAAUCCAGUGACAGAUGAUGUGAAUGACAUUGCAAAAUUGGUUGGAAAUCUCCCAAAUGAUUAUAUGAUAACUCUUAAAUAUGUCCCGAAGAUGGAUAGUCUGCCUAAUCACUGUUGGUUGCAUUUGAUGGUGCCUGAAUUUUCAAGAAGUCUCCAUAAUCUUCUCCAGAAAUUUUCAGAUAUUUCAGAUAUGUCUGAUGUUCUAAGCAACUAUUCAAUCAUCAAUAAUCUCACAAGGAUAAUUAAUGAUCUUAUGGCAUGCUUAGCUUUUGAUAAAAAUAAGGAUUUUGUGAAAGAAAAUGGUCACCUUUAUGAAGAAGGUCGCUUCAUUCCUGAAGAUUUUUUUAGGCACUUUAACAGUACUAUUGAGGUCUACAAGGAGUUUGCAGACACGUUGGAUGAGAAUGACUGCAUUCUGCCUUCAACAGUAGAAACACCAGAGAAUGAUUCCAGAGUCGCUGUCACAAAAACAUUUUUGUUUCCUCCUGUUGCUGCCAGCUCCCUUAGGAAUGACAGCAUUGGCAGUAACACUAUCAGUAACAAAGAGGCACUUGGCUUCAUUAGCAGCUCCAGCCUGCAAGGGAUCAGCAUAGCACUGACAUCAUUGCUGUCUCUUCUUAUUGGCUUUAUUUUGGGAGCCAUAUACUGGAAGAAAACACAUCCUAAAUCCAGACCAGAAAGUGAUGAAACUACACAGUGUCAUGACUGUCAAGAGGAAAAUGAGAUAAGUAUGUUGCAGCAAAAAGAAAAGGAACAUCUACAAGUGUAGUUGUUGCUUUUUCUCCCUCAACACUGUUACUGUUUUGUGUACUGGCAGGUAACAGUUCCAUGUUCGCUUCAUAAAUGAAGCAGCUUAAAGCACAUUCGUAUUCCUUCUGGAGUGACAGACUGAGUCUGCAUCUGUUGUUGCUGCCCAUGACUCCAUAGACAUGAUACAGAAUGAGGACAAUUUGUGUUUGUUACUGUGAAACCAACACUGAAUUGAACAUCUACAAGAAGAGUGUGCACUUAGCAGGAUGGUAUCUUAUGUGAAUAUCUACCUUGUGUGGCAUUUGGGGAUUUUUAAUUGCAUUAUGACUUGCAGCUGACUCUGUCAAACAACGUACAUGUCCCGAACAAAAAGCAUCUUUCAAAUGCCUCCAACUAUGUGUAAUCAUUGAAAGUCAUAAAUACCUUUGCAUCCUUAAUUUAAGUUCUGUGUCCUCUACCUUACCUUGAUGUCUUCAGAUAGAGUCCUCUGAACUGACAGAAAAUGCAGACAUGGAUACAGAUAACAUACUCUUCAACAUUGUAUAUAAGACUUGAAAGCCAAGUCAUGCCAUGGACCCAUGUUCUAGCCUCUUACUUAUAAGGAGCUGUGUUUAUGCCUGGCAAAGAUCAUGUGUACAUCAACAUGUGGUCUCUGUCAGGUGCCAGGUGGCUGGUUGCUCACCCCAGAAAGCCUCAAGAAUUCAUCAACGCUGAUGGUCUCUGUUCAGGAGAAGCAAUUACUGGAUGGGGACAAAGUAAACAGGAGGUGACUGUACCUCAUGGAGCUUCACAGCAUUAAGAGUAACUGCUGGGUAUGUGAACACUGGUGAAAUUUCCAGCCAUGCCAAGGGAAGGGAAAAUAAAGAGUCUGAAUAGCGUUCAAACAUCAGAAUAAAGACAAACCCAUGAAAUGCAUUUUAAAUGCCAAGGAUGCAUGCCAUUGAUACGUUGUCUAUAAGUGUAUAGCAUAGAAAAUUUGAAAGAUCCAGAGAGUGUAUUUAGCUUUUACUUAUGUCAGCUGUAAUUAAUGUUUGCAUUGUGUUUUAAGUGAUUAGUAGGCUUUAAUAUCCUGGCAUUCUUCACUCUUAAAGUUAAUUCUCUGAGGAAAAAAAAAAAAAAAAAAAAAAAAAAAAAAAGAAAGGCUUUGUUUCCCACUUGUCUUUUGCAUCUUUUGUUGUUAUAGCAUCCAUGAAAUCUGUACAGGACUGAUGUACAGACGUGUUUUCAAGUAAAUUCUAAAAAUACCAUGGUAAAAGAUACAAAUAUAGUGAUGCAUCUUUCCAUUUUGGCUCUUUACAGAUAACGGAUAUGAAUGAUUUACCUCUAUUAGGGGGUUGUACUUCACAAGGUAAAGGUGGCUCACUUUGGAUGACACACUGUUAUCUGUCAUUAAGCUGUCCAGGUCAGCAAGAGUUUUAGUUUAACUAACUUGAAAACUUAGAAAAAAAACCCACCACCCUUUUAAUGUUUUGCAUAAAGUUGUUCUCUUUAAAGUAUAUAGUUACUUAAUUUUUUUAAGAAUACUUGUGGAAAUUUUAAUAACCUGAUGAAUUUUCUGAGAACCAUGCAUAAAAAGAAUAUGACAUACAUAUAAUAUAUACAUGUGUGUGUGUGCAUGUGUGUGUGUGUAUUAUUGGUAAAAUUGAUUUGUCCUUCAUGAUUACCAAAAAGAUAAAAUUUCAAAAUGUUUGAUGACACAGCUCAUGGCCCUUCUGGGAUCAAUGUCAAAACUUAUUGUGAAUCCACUGAUACAAGGAUUUGAUCAUGUGAAACUAUUUUUUAUUUAUAUUGAGACCUUUUUGCACUUCCUGGGUGUCAGAAAAGGCUCCUCAAGUCCUGGUCAGCUAGUAUAAAUUAACAUAGUUCCAUUAAUGUUAACAGAGCUUUGGGGGUUUCCAUCACCUGAGGAGCUUCUCUUAGACUAGAUCAAAAGAAGCUUAGUGUAAGAAUUAGGCCUUUAGUUUUACUUAGAUGAUUCUGGAACACUCACCACUUAAUAAGAAAUAAUCAAAGUUGCUCAUCACUUCUAAAAAGCAAGUGCUUUCCAAAUUUUAGCUUUACAAAAAUCAAACAAUGGAAUUCUCCACCUCCAACUCAAUCUCAUUUGACAUUGUGUAGUUCUUUACUCACAAGGCCCUCUGACUUUGUAUUUCAAACCUGUUUAAGAGUUACCUUGAAACAAAUGUCAGCGUGACCUAAUUGAUGGGAAGUUUACACAUGGGAGAAUAACUGCAUAUUGGUUUUGACAGAGCGAAAAAUAUCUACAGCAAAUGGAAGCAAUUAUUCUUACGCAUUUUACAAAAACCUUAAAUACUUCAUGUUAUUAUACAAUUCGUUCUCAAAGCAAGCUUAUGCUUGAAGUUUUACAGUAUUUUUCUUAGAUUCAGUUAAACAAAAGUCUUGUAUUUAUUAAUGUUCUUUGUUUAUAAGAAUGUUUAGUUUUUCUAAAUGCCUUCUGUUCAGAAGAUCAAAUACACAAUGAUGUUGCACAUUGGUAUGCCCCAAAUUAUAUGUCAAUAUUCAAAAUACACAAAGUUUUAGGGUUCUUAGUCUACUGUUUAAUACUUCAGAAAAUAUCAGUUGUAAAUUCAAAUAUAUAUUAAACCCAGAUAGACUGCUGUAAAAUGUUCACCUUCCAAGAAUAACAUCUUAAAAUAGUAGCUAAGUUACUUUCAAAUGAUGUCAGAUACUUCAGUCUCUUCCAUGGAGCAAGGCAAAUUUAAGGCUAGAUGAGAACAGAAAGAAAAUUUAUGUAUAAACCUUCCAACUUCACAUCACAAACACUGUUCUUUGAAUAUGCACCAAAGUUGUAUGACACAUGGAGUAGCAGAACUGUUGUUGGAGCUCAUGGUUUUCCUGUUCUCUGUACCCUCCUUUUGAGAGAUCUGAACAAAACAUUGGGUAUUUGAAAUCAUUUUGCAAAGCAGGACACUUCUAGACAUUCGUGGAUUCAGUGGGUGGCAUAGCACUUAGAAAUGUGAUCAUGAUAUUUGAAAGUUUCUGUGCCCACUGAGGAGGCCCUUACUUGGGAUGUAGUGAAAUUCUGAAAGACUACUGACUUGUGAGACAUCUUUGAAAUUAGUGUAAAUAGAAUAAGUUACUGUUCAAUGGGAAUAGGAAUGGCAGAAAUAGUCCUUUAAUUUCUUCUUUAUCCAGUUGUAAGCUGCUUAAUUUCUGAAGUGUGAUAAGUUCUUUAGUCUUCUUUUUGCGUAGACAGAACCCAUGCAUUAACACAGUUAGAAAGUAAACACCUUUUCUCUUAAAAUGAAAUUGGGGAAAAGCAAGUAUUGUAUUUUUUAUACAAAAGUCAACAAAAUUUGUUUUCCAGAUAUCUGUGGUUUUGUGAGAAACUAACAUUUUUAGGUUUCCUUUGGUGUAGUUGAACUUUGCAUGCAAUUCUAAUGGCCUUGUGACAAUAAAAAGCAGAUUGUGAUAUACUGAGUAACUCAGUGUGCUACUUUAGAUGUGUGUUUACUUGAAUAAAUUAAUGGUACUUGUUUCUUCACAAGGUCAUUUUAUAAGUAAGCUUAUAAAAUGUGCUAUACUGUGGAGUAUGUAUACAACCUGCACAUUUUUUAGAUUCUGGUCUUCACCAGCUCUGUUUUCUCUGUUGCUCUCUCUUUGUAAUAUGCUGAAACUGUUCAGUACACACAAUACAACUAUUAAAUUAAAAAGCUAACUGUAAAUAUAAAAUACAGAUAUUUUGAGUUAGAUUUACAUUUAAGAAUUAUCCAACAUUCUUCAAUUCAGGAAUCUGAUUCAACUGUCUAUUAAAUGCAGAUCUGCAGUAAUGGUGGCAUGUUGCUAUUAUGUUAUCAAAUUGAUGGAACGCGGAAGCUUCAGACUCUUUAGUGAUAGAGACACAGACGUUUGCUGGUUGUAUCAUGGGCAAAUUCAUUUAUUUCAGUGUAAUGUCAGCACAGUCUUGCAUAGUUGCAUUCUGACUGAAGGUAAUCAACAAAGUUUAUAAAAUGUGAUGUGUAUGUAUAUAUGUGUCCUCUUAAAGAUAGAUGUUUUCCCAGAUCCUUUUUUAUACCAGUUCAAAUUUGGAAUUUACAUUAUAUACAUAUACUUUAUUGUUCUAAAUAAAGAUAUUAUGCACUGCCAAAUAA
Messenger RNA from Tyto alba (common barn owl), 5210 nucleotides. RefSeq names its product KIT ligand (gene KITLG). Gene Ontology annotation, biological process: positive regulation of cell population proliferation; cell adhesion. The coding region runs from base 260 to 1117 and encodes 285 amino acids. Gene Ontology annotation, molecular function: stem cell factor receptor binding; cytokine activity. NCBI's taxonomy places the organism in Eukaryota, Metazoa, Chordata, Aves, Strigiformes, Tytonidae. The transcript is spliced from 10 exons. Gene Ontology annotation, cellular component: plasma membrane. The record is from RefSeq and is a predicted model, not a curated record.